CUCAACUGAUGCCCUCGUUAGCUGUUGGGGCUGGACCCACCACUUAUCCACGUAAGCGCGGGACCCACCACUUGUCUAUUCGCGGGACCCACCUCCUCGCAGCUAGAAGAGACGAGCGCCCGUGCGCGUCCGCCCGCCGCCGCCCAUUCAUCCCCUUUCCCCAAUCUUUCUCUUCUCCGGCGACCUAGCGCAAAUGUCUACCUCCUCCGCCACACACUCAAAAUGGCGACGGUAUGGACCAGUGCUGCUCACAAGGUGCCCUGACUGCCCACGCCCAGACCCUCUUAAAUGGUUGGUCACUAAGAGGGAUGACAAUGGCAAUCUUGGGCGGGAAUUUGUGAAAUGCUUGAGCAAACCAAUAGCAGGAAGGGAUGGCAAGAUCUUGAAGAAAUGUUACCAUUUCGAGUGGAUUGAUGAAUAUGUUGAUAGGAUUCAGUUUGAGGGCUACGUUGAUUCGAGCGUGGCCGCAACCUGGGAGCUCAAUUUGGGCGGGGUGCCGCCGAUUGCUGUGGAGAAUACGGGGAGCUCGGGCGGAGGGGCGGGUAGAGUCGUGCCGAUGGCGAUGUAUGCGCGCAAUGCUGAACUGCAUGCGGAGUCUGAACUGACCGAGGAACUGAAGAAGAUCAAGAAACAUCUAAUGCAGAUGAUCGAUUUGCAGAAGCAAGCAACCAUAGUAGCAUAA
Molecule: messenger RNA, 682 nt
Organism: Triticum urartu
Lineage: Eukaryota; Viridiplantae; Streptophyta; Magnoliopsida; Poales; Poaceae
Source: RefSeq, a predicted model, not a curated record